Talpa occidentalis (Iberian mole) is the source of this 1816-nucleotide messenger RNA. Its product is annotated as serine/threonine-protein kinase MARK2-like. Gene Ontology annotation, cellular component: cytoplasm. The record is from RefSeq and is a predicted model, not a curated record. Lineage: Eukaryota; Metazoa; Chordata; Mammalia; Eulipotyphla; Talpidae. Gene Ontology annotation, biological process: protein phosphorylation; microtubule cytoskeleton organization; intracellular signal transduction. The transcript has 3 exons. Gene Ontology annotation, molecular function: ATP binding; tau-protein kinase activity; protein serine/threonine kinase activity. Bases 1 to 1443 code for a protein of 480 amino acids.
AUGCGCCCUUCUGCCCAGGGAAUGGCCCUGAGACAGUAUGUGAUGCUCCGCAAACUGGGGGAGGGCGCGUACGCCAAGGUCAAGCUGGCGCUGCACCUGCCCAUGGGCACGGAGGUGGCCAUAAAGAUCGUGCCCAAGGGCGGCAACCGCGACAAGUUCCUGGCCCGCGAGGUGGCCUGCAAGAAAGUCCUUCGGCACCCGAACAUUCUCAAGCUCUUCCAGGUGGUGGACACCGAGGACGAGGUGCUGCUAGUCCUGGAGCAUGCACAGGGGGGCGACCUGGAGGACUACCUGUGCAGACUUCGGGCUCAGCGCCCAGUUCUCCGGGACGGCGCUGCUCAAGACCCCCUGCGGCAGCCCGGAGUUCGCGGCCCCCGAGCUCUUCCAUCGCCAGGAGUACAGUGGCCCCGCGGCAGACGUCUGGAGCCUGGGGUGGUCCUCUACGACGUGGUCACUGGGGAGCUGCCCUUCGAGGGCAACAGCUUCGGGGAGCUGCGGGCCAGGGUGCUGAGCGGCAUUUACCACGAGCCACACUACCUCUCCCAGCAGUGCCGGGACCUACUGAGGAAGAUGGAGAUGCUCGACCCCCAGAGCCGCAGCACCCUGUACAGCAUCUUCAAGCACCCCUGGGUGGGGCUGACGAAUGGACUUCCGCCCUGCCCCGAGCCGACCCCGGGCCAGCACAAGGCCACGAUGGAAACCAUGGACCACCUUGGGUUGGGGAAAGAGGUCAUCAACAGGGUGCUUUUGGAGGCCAGGUACGAUGAUGUGAUGGGGACCUACCUCAUGCUGCUCUCCAGGCAGCGGGCAGAUGAGGAGGGGCCGGAACCUGCCAUCUCCCCCAAGCGCCUGAGUCCCGAUGGGGCCCACUGCUUCCUGAUGCCAGAAGACCAUCUGCAGCCUGAGGUCUCGGUGCACGAGACAUUAAAGGUGGGAGUGUUACCAAAGCAGGAUGCCCAGAAGCCCACCACCACCUCCAGGACAGGCAUCCCGCAGGAGGACACCGGCAUGCGGAGCUCCGUCCCCAGCUCAGGGCCCCUGAUGCCGGACGCCUGGAAGCCCAGCAUGGCCUCCAGGUCAGGGCCCGUGCUGCAGGAAGCCUGGGGGCCCAACACCAUCUCACUGCCAGGCCCCCUGCAGGAGGAAGCCCUGCGGCCCAGCACCACCUUGCCAGGCCCCCAGCUGGAGGGGGGCAAGGAAACCAGCAGGAAGACCUCCAGCCCAGCCCCCCAGCCCUCCAGCACCACCCGAACACCUCCCCCAAGAAUGGUGGCCCCUGCAGAGACACUGGGCCAUGAACACAAUUCCCAUUCCACCCUUCAUUCCUUCAGAGGCUACAAGGCCAGAGCUCGAGGACUCCUUAAUAGGAUUUUAAAAUGUUGCCUUUGCUGUGUACCCUUCGGAGGAAAACAACAAUCCACAGUUCACCCUGCUGGGGAUUAGGAUCCUCACCAGCACCUCCCCAGAAUUCACUUCCCCGCUCCAGGGCAGCCACCCAGUGGCCAUGGUGAAAGGAGCACACCAGCGGAGGCCGAGGCCCCGGAGAGGGGUCAGGGUCUGGGCUCAGCCAGAGGGGCCAGGAGCAGCAUGAGACCAUAGGCGUGGAGCACAGACGUCCGCAAGCAAAACAGUCCCAGGAGCAGGUUCUAUCCCGUGAGGGCCCUGCUGGUGGCCCCUGGGCACCCGGAUGGUACAGACAAUGCAGGAGCUCUUCAGGCUGACUGGCGCUGUCAGGGAAUGACAUCCAUGGUAAGAAGUCCCCGUGGACUGGGCCCCUUUUCACAACGUAGAUUCCAAGUUGGAGAAUCGCUCACCC